Messenger RNA from Trypanosoma theileri, 438 nucleotides. RefSeq lists its product as uncharacterized. The record is from RefSeq and is a predicted model, not a curated record. Lineage: Eukaryota; Euglenozoa; Kinetoplastea; Trypanosomatida; Trypanosomatidae. The annotation marks the transcript as partial. The transcript has a single exon.
AGAGAGAGAGAGAGAUUGAGAGAGCACAUUGGGCGGAAUGCUUUCUUUUCUUUUAAUUUUUUUUUUGUGCUUCGGGACCACAGGUCCCUUUGGAGAUUUUUCCCAAUUCUUGAGAUUUCGGCUCAGCACGUCUUUGCUGAAGGGAAAAAGAUAUUAUAUUAUUUAUUGCUUUCUGUGGACGCGUCUGCACACGAACUUGGGGGUGAAAAAUCAUUGAAUAAUCUUCUUGGAACAUGCAUCCAUCCGGAGUGCACGCACCCACGCGGAGCUGGGAAGUGUGAAAUUUACAUAAGGACAGUGGGCGUCACGACGGUGGCUGGUACAGUCACGCUUCGGCUUCAUUUCAUUGGGGAAUUGUGCAAGUCUUAUGGGGUGGGAUUUUUUCUUUUUACAUUUUUAGGGAAACGUAAGUGCACUGCUGUGUGCGUGUGGGGUUAG